AUGAUGUCCGAGUCGACGGUCCCGACGCUCGAGCCGAUCGAGGCUGUCGCGCCCGUCGCGCCCGCGAUGCCCGCGAUUCCCACGCCACCCACGCCGAUCGCGAUGGUCGAGGCUGUCGUCGAGGCGCCGGCGCCGCCAGUCGCGCCGACGCCGCCGACGCCCGUCGCGGAAGUUUUCGAGACGGUCGAAGAACAGCGCGUCCACGAGACGCCGCAAGUCAUCAACCCGGACACGUACGUCGAAGAAGACACGUACCCUGACUUCCUCUUGGAGUACCUCGAGAUGGCGAGGGCGCCGCAGAAAGAGUACGUCGAGGAGGAGGAGUACCAGUACGACGACGAGCUUCUCGCGCUCGAGGCGGCGGCGACGACGGCGCUCGAGACGGAAGCCGCCGCUGCCGCGGACGCCGCGGCCGACGCGGACGCCGCGGCCGACGCGGACGCCGCGGCCGACGCGGACGCCUCGCUCGCGCCGGAGGCGACGGACGAGGACGACGACGCCACAAAGAGGUCCGCGGCGUGGGUGCGCUACCUCGAGAAACUGUUCAUCCCCGUCGCGUGGAUGCGAAGGGUCGUCGCCCCGGAGGCGAUCAGCGAGAUCGAGGCGUUCGUCGCCUCGGAGGAGAUGACGCGCGAGGAAGACGUCGCGACCGUCGAGGAUUCGGGUCACGUCGAUUUCGACGUCCGGACCAUCGUGGGCAAGGUGUCCUACGGCGCGACGAUCGCCUCUGCGCUCGCCGGCGGCGUCGACGUCGAGGAAGACGUUGCCGCGGUCGACUGCGACGUCGACGUCGCCUCCGUCGUCGCGAAAGUUUCCGACGGCGCCGCCAUCGCCGCGGCGCUCGCCGUCGAGGAGGACGCCGUCGAGAUCGAGGAAUCCGUCGACGCGGAGGACGACGUCGAGUCCGACGUCGUCGACGCGCUUCGCGCGGAACUCGCGACGCGCGACGAGAAGAUCGCGCUGUCCGAAGAGUACGCGGAGACCCUGGCGUUCGAGAUGGAGACGGCGACGACGCGCGCUCAGACUCUGGAGCGCGACGCGUUUUCGCACACCGCGGAACUCAAAAACGCGGCGAUUCAAAUUAUGGCGCUGAAGAAGGCGGCGACCGUCGCGGAGGACGCGAACCUCCGCACGCUGGAGGAGCUUCACGCGACGCGCGCGGAGCUCGAGGACGCGCGCGCCGCCGCGAGGGCGCUCGGGGAUGAGCUCGCGACGCUUCGCGCGGCGUCCGACGCCGACGCGGUGGACGCGGAGGAGAUUGCCGAGUUGCGCGCCGCGCGCGACGCGAGCUCCGCCGCCGCGGAGAAGGCGGCGGGGUUGAUGACGGAAGCCGCGUCGAAGCUCCGCGUGACGAACGCGAAGGCGGAGGAACUCGUGCGCGAGAUCAGAGCGAAGGAUAUGCAACUCGAGAAGACGCGCGGGAAGUUGAAAGCCGCGCGCGAGGUCGCCGGCGCCAACGCCGAGCUCGCGUCCGAGGCUGCCGAGAAGCUGCGGAGAGCCGACGCGGAGAUCGAAGCUCUGAAGCUCGCCGCCGCGGCCGCGUCGCUGGGCGCCGCGAUCGGGGUCAUGAAGAGCAUGUCCGCGGAAGGGGUGUUCGUCCUGUGA
Messenger RNA from Micromonas pusilla CCMP1545, 1605 nucleotides. RefSeq lists its product as uncharacterized. The transcript has a single exon. NCBI's taxonomy places the organism in Eukaryota, Viridiplantae, Chlorophyta, Mamiellophyceae, Mamiellales, Mamiellaceae. The coding region runs from base 1 to 1605 and encodes 534 amino acids. The record is from RefSeq and is a predicted model, not a curated record.